AAAGAAAAAUGGCAGAAUCUAUUUCGAUUUAACCAUGAGCAAAGAGUUGAGACUUGGGCACAAAUUGUUGCCCAUGGGGUUCCCCUAGCCCCUGAAUUUUUAGGAGAAAGGGCUGGCACUGCCCUAAAGGAGGAGAUAGAGACUUUCAAUUCCUCUAUCUCUAUAGUGGGCUACCCUAGAUGGCUUACUAGGGAAACAAGAGAGGGACAGCAAACAGGAUCCAUUGUUUUUGCUGUAAAAGAUGAAGAAACCUGCAGUGUUAUCCUACAUCACAAUAGGAUUAUAAUUGCUGGCAAGAUAGUUAAGAUAGUUAAAUAUCGUACUAUCUCUCCUUCCCACCAAUGUGGUAAAUGCCAGAGAUUUGGCCACCCUAUGGAUAGUUGCUACAAGCUAGCUUGUAGGCUGUGUGGAGAAGCCCACAAAACACAGGAGCAUAACUGCCUAGAAUGUUCUUCUAAAGGCAGGCCCUAUAAACACACUAUCCCAAAGUGUGUUAAUUGCAAGGGAGGCCACUUCGCUAACAGCAAA
Messenger RNA from Westerdykella ornata, 528 nucleotides. RefSeq lists its product as uncharacterized. The transcript has a single exon. The annotation marks the transcript as partial. The record is from RefSeq and is a predicted model, not a curated record. Lineage: Eukaryota; Fungi; Ascomycota; Dothideomycetes; Pleosporales; Sporormiaceae.